AUGGGCAAACGUAAAGACAAGUCGCAUAAAUCGUCAUCAAAGAAAGUAAAAUACGAUUACGAAGAAGAGGAAACAACAAUCCUACCGCUCUCUUCUAUGCUUGACAGUCUCUUGUCAAUGUAUCCCGAUGAUUCAGAUCAGUUGAAGAAUUUAUUUGAAGAUUUAGAUGAUGGAUGUUUGGUUAAUAUUUGUGAAAUUGAAGAUCGAUCUGUUCGAAAUAUUCUCGAAGAUAUGUUUAGCUCUCAUUUCAAACUCCGGAAAGACAAAGAGACAAAAGAAUAUUACAAAUCAUCAUCGUCGCCAUCAUCACUCGUUGAAAUUUUUGAUAAAUAUUUACAGGAAAAUCAAUUACAACAUGGCUCAAAACCAAAAUCAUUACUCGAGGCACACCUGAUUGAAAAAGCAAAUAGUAAAUCUGAAAUUGAACGAAGAGAUUUGGAAAGUAAAGGAUUUUUGACAUGGAAUAGAGAUAGAGAUAUGGAAAACCCAACAACUGCUGUGGAUAGAAAACGACUUUUGGAUGUAGCCAAUAAUGCAUCUAAAUUUUCACAAAAAUUUACAUCAAGGAUGGAGACAAAAUUCCUCUAA
Messenger RNA from Naegleria fowleri, 588 nucleotides. RefSeq lists its product as uncharacterized. NCBI's taxonomy places the organism in Eukaryota, Heterolobosea, Eutetramitea, Acrasida, Naegleriidae. The record is from RefSeq and is a predicted model, not a curated record. The transcript has a single exon. The coding region runs from base 1 to 588 and encodes 195 amino acids.